AUGGAGUUAUACGAUGCCUCAGACGUGGUCAUGUGCCGAGCUUUUUCACUUACUCUAUCCGAUGUUGCUAGACUCUGGUUCAAACAAUUAAAAUUGAAGUCCAUCAGUUCGUUUGCCGAACUCAGCAAUGCGUUCGUCACGAACUUCAUUGGGGGAAAGAAGAAACUUAAAGCAUCGGUACAUCUGAACAACAUAGUUCAGAAAGAAGGGGAACUCAAGGACUACAUCAAAUGCUUCAAUCUCGAAGCCCUACAGGUCCGAAAGCACUCGGAUGAAACAACCCUAAACGCCGCCAUGCAAGGGCUAAGAGAUAAGCCCUUUCUCUUCUCCUUAGACAAGAACCCCCCAUCCAUGUUGGCUGAGUUCAUGAAUUGGUCGCAGAAAUACGCCGACACAAAGGAAUCUAGGAUCCUGUGA
Molecule: messenger RNA, 417 nt
Organism: Magnolia sinica
Lineage: Eukaryota; Viridiplantae; Streptophyta; Magnoliopsida; Magnoliales; Magnoliaceae
Exons: 1
Coding region: 1-417 (138 amino acids)
Source: RefSeq, a predicted model, not a curated record